Molecule: messenger RNA, 1837 nt
Organism: Coregonus clupeaformis (lake whitefish)
Lineage: Eukaryota; Metazoa; Chordata; Actinopteri; Salmoniformes; Salmonidae
Product: protein SGT1 homolog
Exons: 13
Coding region: 154-1125 (323 amino acids)
Biological process (GO): protein stabilization
Molecular function (GO): protein-folding chaperone binding
Source: RefSeq, a predicted model, not a curated record
CUUGGCUUAGUUAUAAACAUCUUUGACUGAACUAUAGCACAAGAGUUUAGGCUCCAUUCUCCAGCAUACUUUCGUUUUCUGAUUCCCAUCUAGAACUUUCCAGCUAGCUAGCUAGCCUCUGCUCUUUCUCUCACUGACAACACUUCUAGCCCCAUGGCAACCGAACGCAGUUUCCCGGAUAGCGUCAUAGACGAGAACCCACAGAAAGCUAUCGAGGAACUUAAUGAAGCAUUGGAAGUAAACUCUGACAAUUCAGAAUGGUUCUGCCAACGAGCCUAUGCCCACCUCCAACUGAAAAACUACAGCUGUGCUGUCGAUGAUGCCAAGAGAGCCCAGCAGCUCAACCCCAGUCUUCCUCUUGCCUUCAUGAGAACAGGAAUGGCAGAGUACCACCUGAACCACUUCGAGUCGGCACAUGCUGCCUUCACUCAGGGACACAGCCUGGACGGCUCAGAUAACACUUUCCAAACAUGGAUCAAACGUUGUGAGGAGAUGAUGGGGAUGGCCAAUCAGAAUGGAAAGGAGAACAAGCAGAAACCAACGCCACGCAUUAAGCAUGACUGGUACCAGACAGAGUCUCAGGUCAUCGUUACCAUCAUGGUGAAAAAUGCGCCUAAGGAUGGGGUCAACAUCAACUUCGACGAGAGACAGAUGUCGGCGGUGCUGAAAUUUCCAUCGGGGGAGGACUUCAGCCUGAACAUGAACCUGCUGCAUCCCAUUGUCCCCCAACACAGCACCUUCAAGGUCCUCUCCACCAAGGUGGAGAUCAAAAUGAAGAAGACUGAGGGGAUCAGGUGGGAGAAACUGGAGGGUGAAGGUCAGGAGCCCAACGUCAAACACUUCACCCCCAACCAGUACCCAUCAUCGUCCCACUCCAGCCGUAACUGGGACAAGGUGGUGGGCGACAUUAGUGAGGAGGAGAAGAAGGAGAAGCUGGAGGGAGACGCAGCGCUCAACAACCUCUUCCAACAGAUCUACUGUGACGGCACCGACGAGGUCAAACGGGCCAUGAACAAGUCCUUUAUGGAGUCAGGUGGUACAGUCCUGAGCACCAACUGGACGGACGUGGGGAAGAGAACGGUGGAGAUGAGCCCCCCAGACGACGUGGAGUUUAAGAAAUACUGAAGAACCAGAGGGGUGUCUCUCUCUCUGUACUACACUGUCCUACACUCCCCCUCUCUGCCUCAAUUGGACCGCCCCAUAUCUCCUCUCCUCCAACUUCCCCUCCUGUCAAUAUUUUGCUUUCUCCCGGCCAAGUCUCUCGUUCUCUUUGCCUCCGAUGGACAUGUCCAACCUAUUAGCCAAAACCAACCUCUUCCUCCUCCAACGCCUCCCCCUUCCAGUCCGUCUGUCAAUAUAGUUUUUUAGAGCUUUGGUGAUUCUCAGCAGCAGUCCAGGAACCACUAUUUACCAUCUCUCAUUAAACCAUUCUCACACUCUAUGAAGAGUGUCAUAGAUAUGUAUCUGUCUUUCCUAGAUAUCAUAGAAACAGUAGGAAUCAUCUGAAUGGUCAGUUUCUGUCUAUUUGAUGGUUAACCUGGUUAAAGGGAGUGAUGGGUUGAAACAGAUCCCUGGACUGAAGGGGUCGAGAAACCCUUUCCACCUCUUCCUGUGUCAGUAAUGGCCGGUUCUUGUUUUCAAAGCCUGUCUUUUAUGGGACCUCCCUUUUAUGAAAAAUUCUAAACUAUUUUUUUCCUGUACACUGGUAUUAGAAAAAAAUCAUUUUCCACAUCAGCAGCAAUACAGUCAUGAAAUGGAAGUCUGGAAUCUUAAUUUUGUUUUCCUCAAUGUGAUUCAAACUUCAAUGUAAAUAAAUGAUUUAUUUUCUGGAUCACCA